Adineta ricciae is the source of this 1695-nucleotide messenger RNA. Lineage: Eukaryota; Metazoa; Rotifera; Eurotatoria; Adinetida; Adinetidae. The record is from the annotation of a GenBank genome assembly.
AUGAACGUUCCUUGUAGAUCGAAACUACCUAGCAAACUGUCGUCCUCGGGUCAUCACCACACCGGCCGUGGUGUGUCACCAUCGAUAAAUGUCACUUCGAGUGGAUCAGGGACGAAUUAUGCGAUACCGUCGUCAGCAUCAUCGAACUCAACACAUCAAUAUCUCUCUGCGAAGCGAUGCCAAAGUGCUCAGUCGUCCUUAUCGUCAUCAGCAGCCGAUCUACGAGAAUUGACAACGACACUCCAAGAACUAAACAGCCAUUUUAAGAAAAAUGUGAAACUUUUAGGAGAAAUUAAAGACAACAUUGUUAAAGUUUACGAAAAACAAGAAGCACGACCAGUGGAUGAUACUUCUGGCGUACACAAACUAGAACGCGUAACCGUGGAAUUGCGAGUAGUGUUCUUGAAGAUCGGUGAAAUCGAUACGUUGAAAGAACAGUUUCAAGCAGAAGCUUUCAUCCAAGCGCGUUGGCAUGAGCCGACAUUGAAAGGAACGGACAUCGACUGCUUUGAUGCGAACAAGUUUUGGAAUCCACUGUUAUAUAUCGACAAUUCUGUUGGAGAUAUAAAAAAUGAUGUUUGGCAUAAAGUUGUCUAUGAUGGCAUUGACAUACCAAUGAUUUACGAAAUGCGAAAAGUCAAAGGCGUCUUUCUAGAAAAUUUAGAAUUGAAUGAUUUUCCAGUUGAUGUUCAAGAUUUAACAAUUACAGUAUCGACGACAAGAACAGUCAAUGAAGUGUUGCUCACUACAGAUACCCAGCAAUUGAGUGCGAUUAAUACACAUGCCUUUAUUGAUCAGCAAGAAUGGCGUUUACAUGAGCAUGUGGAGACGUCGACAAAGUUAUUGUCGAGUCCGUUUACACCAUCACAAAAUCAGCAUCCAGCAUUUUCGGCAACCUGUCAUGCUGCCCGUCGACCCGGUUAUUUUUAUUGGAACGUUUAUUUUCUAAUCUUUUUUAUAACAGUAAUGGCAUUUGCCACGUUCAGUGUCACAUAUAAUCUUCCACAAAAUCGUCUUCAAUUGAGUUUCACACUUCUACUAACUGCAGUUACUUUCAAAUGGGUGGUUGUUCGAUGUUUACCAACGAUAUCGUAUUUGACAACCUUAGAUAAAUAUGUUCUCUUGUCGAUGGUCAUGUUAUGUGUCGUGUGCGCAUGGCAUGCCAUCAUCGCUGUAUGUCCAGUCGAUGUCGCCCAACAUUGGGAUAAUGUGGCAUUGUCAUCUUUAGCAAUAAUUUAUACUGUAUUUCAUGCUGUAUUCUUUCUCUGGAUGUAUUUUGUGACAUACCGACGACGACGAGUAAUGAAACGUAAAGACAAGGAAUAUUCAAAAAUUCGUAUGGAACGUUUGAAUUCGUUCGGACAUCAUACUGGUGACGAAUCCGAUGCUUAUGUUGGCUCAGCAGCUACAACCGUAGUACGUAAAACAAUUCCAACUGGAAAGAAUGCGCAACGUAUGUCAAUUGCGUCUGAAGAAACGAAUCGAUUGAAUCCAACGGACAGAAAUCAUAAGAUUCUAACAAAUAAACAUACAUUAGAAGAACAACAACACCGAGUAUCGAUGAGACAACCAUCGGGAAUUAAUAGCUCACAUACUUUACCAAAUAAUCAUACAGGCCAACAACUUCUAUUAACUUCUGGUGAUAUUGAAGCAAUGACUAUGAAACAAUUUCGUAUUGGUUCACUUGGAUGUUGA